GCAGGCAGCCAGCAGCAGCGGUGGCUGACGGGUGCGUUUCAUCGCUGAGAAGCAGAAGCCGGCCGGCGGCACGCGGCAUUUUCCUCCCAGUCGUUGAGGAGACCGACUGAGCCCGGGUACUGCUCCCACUGUAACGCCAACCAGCAGCAGAGAUGCCUUCUGAUCUGGCCAAGAAGAAGGCAGCGAAGAAGAAGGAAGCGGCAAAGGCUCGUCAGCGUAAGCCGAAAGCUGCAGAAGAUGGGGAGGAAAACGGUGACCUUGGUACAGACGACGUGGGGAAUUCCGAAAGGCAGCAAAUCAAUGGAUGUUCUGGUUAUGAUGCAGGCCUGGCCCAGAUUAUCAAUGAGCUGGAUGAGUUUGAGCUGAAGAAAGCAGCAGCCCGGGCAGUCACAGGGGUGUUGGCCUCUCACCCCAACAGCACGGACGUUCACAUCAUCAAUCUAUCACUUACCUUCCACGGUCAGGAGCUACUAAGCGACACCAGGUUGGAGCUGAAUACUGGCCGGCGCUAUGGACUGAUUGGCCUCAAUGGCACAGGCAAAUCCAUGCUGCUGUCUGCUCUAGGUCACCGGGAGCUGCCGAUACCGGAUCCCAUCGACAUUUACCACCUUACACGGGAAAUGCCACCCAGUGACAAAACGCCACUGGAAUGUGUGGUCGAGGUUGACAAGGAGCGCAUCAUAUUAGAGAAAGAGGCGGAGCGACUGGCCCACGAAGACGCUGAAUGUGAGAAACUGUUGCAAAUCUACGAGCGUUUGGAGGAGUUGGAUGCGGCCAAGGCGGAAGUGCGUGCGUCACGGAUUCUGCACGGCCUCGGCUUUUCACCAGCCAUGCAGCGGAAGAAGAUGAAGGAUUUUAGCGGAGGCUGGAGAAUGAGAGUGGCACUUGCCAGGGCGUUGUUCAUCAAACCCUUCAUGCUGCUGUUGGAUGAGCCCACCAAUCAUCUGGAUCUAGAUGCCUGCGUGUGGCUGGAGGAGGAACUCAAAUUGUUUUCCAGGAUUCUCGUGCUGAUAUCUCAUUCUCAGGAUUUUCUGAAUGGAGUUUGCAACAAUAUCAUUCAUCUGAAUAACCGAAAGCUCAAGUAUUACACGGGUAACUACGACCAGUAUGUGAAGACCAGGCUGGAACUGGAAGAGAACCAGAUGAAACGAUUUAAUUGGGAACAAGAUCAAAUCACUCACAUGAAGAACUACAUUGCACGAUUUGGACAUGGCAGUGCCAAGCUGGCAAGGCAGGCCCAGAGCAAAGAGAAAACCCUACAGAAGAUGAUUGCGUCCGGGCUGACUGAGAAAGUAAUCAGUGACAAGACAUUGUCUUUCUGUUUCCCCUCGUGCGGGAAGAUUCCACCUCCUGUUAUUAUGGUGCAGAAUGUGAGCUUCAAGUACACCAACGAUGGGCCCUUGAUCUACAUGAACCUGGAGUUUGGUAUAGACUUAGAUACCCGUGUAGCCCUUGUUGGGCCCAACGGAGCCGGGAAGUCUACUCUACUUAAGCUGCUGGCAGGUGAUCUCUUGCCUUGUGAUGGGAUGAUCCGAAAACAUUCGCACGUCAAAAUUGGGCGAUACCAUCAGCACUUGCAAGAUCAGUUGGACCUGGACCUCUCCCCACUGGAUUACAUGAUGAAGUGUUACCCGGAAAUCAAAGAGAAGGAGGAGAUGCGGAAAAUCAUUGGGCGCUACGGGUUGUCGGGAAAACAGCAGGUGAGUCCGAUUCGCAACCUGUCGGAUGGCCAGAAGUGUCGGGUGUGCUUCGCCUGGCUGGCUUGGCAGUGUCCUCACAUGCUGUUUCUUGACGAGCCCACAAACCAUCUGGAUAUCGAGACGAUCGAUGCCCUGGCCGAUGCCAUCAAUGCGUUUGAGGGUGGCAUGAUGUUGGUCAGCCACGACUUUCGGCUCAUCCAGCAGGUUGCCCAGGAGAUCUGGGUGUGUGAGAAGCAGACGAUCAGGAAGUGGCAGGGUGGCAUCCUGUUCUACAAGGAGCAUCUGAAGACCAAGAUGUUGGGAGACAACUCUCAGAGCAGUCGGAAGACUCCCACUGCCUGACGUAUCGACUGCGCUUGGCUUCAACAUUAAGAAAAGUUCAAUAUAAAGUUACAGAUCAUCCUUUGAGCCCAGAGGACUUGACAGCAGUGUGGGUGUGGCUGAGCUAAAGCAUGCUAGACAAUUAAAAUCAAACGCAGAAAUCGUUGUUCAUCGGGUUACUGAUCCUUGAAGCUGUAGUUGUCAUCUGGUUAAGGUUGGGUGGGGAGGGCCGCAGAACAUUUUGUUUUUGCCUCCGGUGGAGAGUUGGCUGCUACAGUCCGUUCUCAUGCCAGGCACUCUCUGUCCUCACCCUUUAUCUCGCUGCAAGGCCACCUCCACCCUUGCAAAAUCAAACUUCUUCCUGGAGUUUGGGCCCAUACUUUAGGAAGUGCCCUGUCGUUGUCUUUCCCCACCCCCCCCCCCCCCCCCCCCCCCCCCAAACGGCCCGCAGUUUUUUUUUUGGGGGGGGGUGAGGUGGUUUGUUCAAUUCCUAAACCAUUCCCCUAAAUCAAGCGGGUGGGGCAAUUGGUCUGCAGAAAGACACCUCUGGGAGGUAGGGUAGGGAGGGGGACACUGAACAUCUGGCCCCAGCCUCCUGCUGAUUUCCAAGAAAAGCAGGAUUCCUUUGCAGUGAUAAUCCCUAACCACAGUCUUCUGCACAUUGACCUAUGCCUGCUUUGCUGAUCUUGCUGCUGUCAAGGUUGGUUGUAGGAUAUUACACAUUGCUGAAAGGAAUGGCUGCGUCCUGGUUUAGUUCGUGCAAUAGGUUUAGAUUCACACCCACUUUUUUUGCAGCUUCCCGCAAAGUAAAUUAACACCUGGUUACGAACUAAGCAUCCAAAGAUUAUGGCUGUAGCCAUUUCCAAUUAAAAUCUAUAUUGUUGUUUUACCCAUUUUUGUAAGAAUGCUUUAACAUGUUGCACUGGCACAGUACCUUGCCCUGCAGCCCAAGUCUCGGUCUCCUGGGAAGAAGUUUUAAGGGAGAGCCUCAAGUAUUAUUUAUUUGUGGGUUGUGCACUGUAGCCCUGGCCUGCAAGGCCAAUACUGAGUGGUCUGGUUUCUAUAUAACCCUUCGAUAGUCUACUUUAUAACCCUUAUAAAUCUUCCCUACAGAUCUAUUUAAAAUUAUUUCAUUUGUCUUUAGCACGGUGCAAUCUCUGCACUGUGUAGGUAUAAAUCUGGUGCAAGUUACGAAGAUUUGAUCAAUGUAGAAGGUUUGUAAAGUUAUAGGAUUCCUGGAAAUGGGCAGGGAGAGUUUGAUGAGAGUCUGAGGGUAUUAACUUUGUGAUGGUCCCUGUCCGUCUGAUUAUUUGACCAGUUCUUGCUUCUGCUGUGUCUGUACACUGCUGUCAGGUAUAAUCUUGUGGUCCCAUCAGUGGCUUCUCCCAUUCCCAGUGUUGCAGCUGUUUGCUGUGCUCCCUAUGCCAUCACUACCCAGUGAUGUUCCAGGCUGAGGAAUGCAUAGAUUUAGCACUCAAUGAGAAUUAGCACUCAAUGAUUUUUCAAAAAGGCUUCCAAGUAUAUAUCCCUGGUAUGCCCGAGAGCAACAUUGGAACCAAGGGGCCUUGCUCGUGAGGAACACAAAGCAGUACUGAAUUUAUACCUGUCAUUUCCAUUUUUUGAUGUUUCGUACCAGGUAGCUUCCUUUCCUAUCCAUUCCCUAAUGAGGAACAAUCUGAUCCAAUUUAAAGUUUGAUUAAGGCAUGUUAUUCAUGAUAUACUAGAUGUGGAUUUGGUUCAAAUAUACCAUUGUCCUGUUCUUAGAGUUUCCUAUGCUGUUUAAGGCCUGAAACCUUUCCUCACCUGAUUAUAUUUUGGUGAAGGGAUGGACUGGAGACAUCUCAUAUCUGGUGUUCUGUACCUAUUAAUUCUGCUUCCCUCCAUCGCUCUUUCCCUCCCCCUCCUUUCCGUCUCCCCCCUCCGCCCAAAUAAAAACAAAAAGACACAAACCUUUGGCAUAGGACCCUUGCACUCAAGAUUUGACUCCGCCCAGAGGGAAUGGAACAGCCAUUCUGGUUGAAUCUGCAUCUUGCCACCCACACCACUGACCUACCAGUACUGUACUUGUGUUAAUGACCAGUCUGUCCCCCUCCAGUAUUACACCCCAAACACUGCACGGUUUGAUGCUCUCUCCAGCUAGCGUCGGUUUCCUGAUGGUCACUUCUCACGUGAAGUGGACAUCGGUAUUGUCAGCAUUCCUUGUGGGCCCUGCGAUAUCUCUGCAGUAACAAUUCCAGUAUCUUGUUUUUAAAAUGUAUUGAAUAUCUGAAAACAUGAAGUAAAAAGCAUUUGGUUAUCUGGAGACAGCGAUUGCAGAUUGUCCACUUCCAACAUUGUAUUUUGGGGGGAAAUAAAGUUUACUGGAGAAUG
Molecule: messenger RNA, 4391 nt
Organism: Amblyraja radiata (thorny skate)
Lineage: Eukaryota; Metazoa; Chordata; Chondrichthyes; Rajiformes; Rajidae
Product: ATP-binding cassette sub-family F member 2
Exons: 15
Coding region: 153-2042 (629 amino acids)
Molecular function (GO): ATP hydrolysis activity; ATP binding
Source: RefSeq, a predicted model, not a curated record